This is a messenger RNA of Silurus meridionalis, 1131 nucleotides long. RefSeq names its product C-C chemokine receptor type 2-like. Bases 64 to 1047 code for a protein of 327 amino acids. The transcript is spliced from 2 exons. Gene Ontology annotation, cellular component: membrane. The record is from RefSeq and is a predicted model, not a curated record. Gene Ontology annotation, biological process: chemotaxis; immune response; G protein-coupled receptor signaling pathway. Gene Ontology annotation, molecular function: chemokine receptor activity. Lineage: Eukaryota; Metazoa; Chordata; Actinopteri; Siluriformes; Siluridae.
GGACAUGCACACAUUGAAGAUGCACACACCCUUCUUUUACAAUCAUUCUUGGGCUGAUGAAUCAUGGCAUCGUUUUUCCCCACCAUGGAAACAACUUUGAACUACACAGAUUACAUAGAUUCUGAACAGAUGGCCUGUAACAUGAACAUUGUAUGGAAUUUCAGCAGAGUGUUCCUCCCUACCCUCUACAGCAUCGUCUUCAUCGUGGGCUUCGUCGGCAAUGCUCUGGUGUUGUGUGUCCUGGUCAAGUACCACAAAAGGUCAAAGGUGACAGAUGUGUGUCUCUUCAACCUGGCCCUUUCAGACCUUCUCUUCCUAAUCUCACUGCCUUUCUGGGCUCAUUACGCUGCCGUCUCUGAGUGGAUCUUCGGGAGCUUCAUGUGCCAUGCGGUAACAGCGCUCUACAUGCUGGGAUUCUAUGGAAGUAUCUUCUUCAUGAUCCUCAUGACCAUAGACCGCUACACCAUUAUUGUCCAUGCCCAUACUUCCCUCUUCUCCAAGUACCGGUCAGUCAGAGCUAGCAUAGUGCUGAUUUUGUUUACAUGGGCACUUAACUUGGGAGCUUCACUUCCUAACAUCAGUUUCUCCCAAGUAAAGAAUGACACGAAUGGAUGGACAUGUGGAGUGGAGUAUCCAGGAAUAGAGUGGAUGUCAUUCUCUUACAUUGAGAUGAACGUCCUCGGCUUGAUUAUUCCUCUCUCUGUGAUGGUGUUCUGCUACUCGCGUAUCGUUCCCAUUUUAAUGACCAUGAAAUCUCAGAAGAAACACAAAGCUGUGAGGCUCAUCCUGGUCUUGGUCAUUGUUUUCUUCCUCUUCUGGACGCCCUACAACAUCGUCCUCUUCAUGAAGGUUCUGCAUCGCUUGGGCUACAUGAACACGUGUCAGUGGGAGCAGGAUCUGAACAUGGCUACACAGUGGGUGGAAACCAUAGCGUUCAGUCACUGCUGCCUCAACCCCAUCAUCUACGCCUUUGUGGGGCAGAAAUUCAGGAAUUUAGUUCUGAAGCUACUGAAAGAGUGGUUUCCUCUUUGCUUUGUCGCUGUAUAACAAUUCAAAUUGAAUUCUCAGAGAGAAGGUGCUCACACUCAUCAGUGAUUUCCAGGACAAAACAUGCAUUAAAGAAACCAUCAU